ACUAGUGUAUUCGUAUGUAGCGAGGAAGCCAAUAAUGCCUGUGCAACAGUAGACUUAGAGGACUGGAGACGGCCUCGGUCGGAAUCCUCUACGGGUGCGGAUACCGAUUCAGUUUACAUGCACGGCUCUACGUGCGUCGAUCAUCGUUCGAAUAGAAGAAAACUUCAGAAACGCGGCGGGUGGUUCAGUUGGUUCUGGAGGAUACGAGCGUGGUGUGUAGCGUGGUGGCAUUCCGGCCGAGAGGACAGCGACACCGAAGAGGAAAGCCCAAGUGAACAAGCGCCCGGUUGUGCCACCCCUAUGUCACUUGAGACUCCCCUUCAAAGUUCAGUUUCGCGCUGCACUUCACUUAAUGUAAUUAGAGAUCCUUACGCGAUGGGAUUAUCGCCCCAGCAACGAGAAUUUGCGCUCGCUCAGACAAGUUUGACACCAACGCGACUAACUCCUAGGGACACAAGAAGUUUACCGGCAGCGAAUCGUUUAACGGGACGAUCAGUUUCAAGCGAUAGUGUUUAUACAAUUCUAAUCAGACUUCCGGGAGAAUCGACGGAGGGCACCACGUCGGCCGAAACGCCUUCUAUAAAGAUGAUUUCGGAUGAUGUACCGAGACCUGCAAUAAGGUCCCAUACUGACACAAAUUACGCAUUCAGUAAUGUACAGACGAAUCAUUUAAAUAGAAGGCCUUCGGCGAUGCCCGACAUACGUAUACCGUUAAACGCGAAAAUUAUUCCAAAGCAAUUAGCCGGUAGGACAUUAUUAUCAAACGCGUCAAAACAACAAGUGAAAAAGAAAAAACGUACGACGGAGAAGAAAGCCGACAGAAAGGCGGCCAAAACGCUUUCGGCUAUUUUAUUAACUUUCAUCAUCACGUGGACGCCUUACAAUAUUCUCGUUUUAUUAAAACCGGUAACUGCAAGUAGUGCGCGGAUUCCUCCCCAGGUCUGGGACUUUUUCUAUUUCCUUUGCUAUAUCAAUUCAACCAUAAACCCAAUGUGUUACGCUCUUUGUAAUGCUAGCUUCAGGCGUACAUACCUGCGUAUACUUAAAUGCAAAUGGCAGAAUCGUAACAGAGCCGCAAUGAACCGUGGUUUCUACAACUGAAACUUUCGAACAAACUCAAAUGCGUACAUUUCUCGAAACGCAUUCAUUAUAUCAACGCAUGUAAUAAUAAAUCCCAACGAACUCCGUAGUUCAAAGACACUGUCUAAAUGUUUUUUAUAUUUGUAAAUGUAUUUCGCUCAAAUCGUGUUCUAAACCGUGCGUGAAAGAACUAGUAGGUUAAUAAAGAUAUUUAUACAUAAUAUAGAGGCUGUGUGUUAGAUUUAGUUUCAUUUAAUGUUCUUGUAAGGGCAAGACCAAUUUCUGGACAUCCAACUCUAUAUUGACGUGCAAGGUUGUCUUCCACAUCCCCAAUUCUUGUAAAUGGCAAUGGACAAAGAAACGGACGAAAAGUGUGUUCCAGUUUAUAUAAAUCAAACAUCUUCACUGUACAGUAUAGUGCUAUAAAACAAGAUCAAUUGUAUAUUGAGUAAUUUAACUGUUACCUCGAUCAAUCCGGAGCUUCGUAGCGCCUUGGUGUCUAGCGAUUAUGUUUAGAAGCAAUAAUUGGCCAUGAGAACAAUAAUUUGUUUCCAAUAUAGGAAUUUUUGAGGUUGACGGCAUCGCCACUGUAUUUAUUCAUUGUGAACGUGAGAUAUUGCUAAAUGAAUUUAUUCAAUAUUGUAAUAUUUACCACGCUAUACCAUUUGUAAAUACCCACUCAGAACGGUACGGGUCAUUAACGAUGACGUUCCUUUGGAAAUGUGUAUGUUGUAAUACACAUUUAUGUAUAUGCUGAGAUGAUUAAACAAAUCCUAAGGAUUUUGCAUAGACGCAUAUUUUAUUUUCAACAUUUCGCUUUAAAAUUUCUUUUUCGGUAAAAUAAUAAAUUGUCGUUUAUUAUUCGUGAGGCAUCCCAAUUUUAAACGUUAACUUUCCGUACUGUGAGUGAAACAUUUCAUUAGCUUCUUUAAACGUACGGUAAAUUAAGCAGAAAAAUACAUUUGCGUAGUAAAUCUUACAAAUAACGAACAGGCAGUGGGAAAAUGUAAUUUGACAAUCUUCAUCUCGAUGUUUCGCUCCUACACGUCACUACAACAUACUUCCUUCUUAUAUAAAUUGGGCAGAAAUAUUUACUUACAUUUUUCUAAUUGAACUACAACAAAGAUAUACAUAUGAAAGAAGGAAUUAUGCUCUCACUUCCUAUUUUAUAUACCAUGGAUUCGUGCUAAAUUGUAUUCAUCUUUAAUUAUUCCCAUACACCGACCGUAUCAUUUGUACAUCAUCUGGGAGGCCUAUUUGCCUUAAUUUUACGAGCACUGCUAAACCGAAUGAACGAAUAGUUUUAAAACUAAUCUUAUAAUUGAGGUGUAUGGGAAUCAUUACUUGUAAUUGUGUGUUAUUUAAGUAUAUUUCACAGUGGAGUCCUAAGCAUGGUAAUGUUUACAACUUUAAUGUGAACCAUUUCAGAAGUUUCGCAAAAUUGAUUCGCGUUAAUUUAAUCCGGCCCCUUAGAAAAUUGUGUGAAUUACAGUAAAAUAAAAUGAAUUUGAUGUGCGUAAUUUUGUUUAGCGGUAUACUUGCAUCUAUCUCUAUUAUAGAGGCGAUUAACUGGAUCUUUUUUUCUUUAUCCGAUUUAUUAAAACUGAGACUCGAUGUAACAACUAUAAAGCGCACAUUAGGUACAAUUUAAUAAGAAUAAAAACAGAAAGACUUUUGUAACAUUUACCGUUCCCACUAUAAGAUAGUGGUUUGUAAAUGAAGUUAAUAAAUAAAAUGUUGUUUUAUAUACUGAUGUAUUAAAUAAAUUUUAUUAAAAAUCCCAUUAAAUCAACUGACAAGUUACGGGUAUUAUAAAAUAAUGUUAAUGAAAUGUAUAAAAUAAUGAAAUAAUAAAGUUCGGUUUAAAUAGUAA
Photinus pyralis (common eastern firefly) is the source of this 2953-nucleotide messenger RNA. RefSeq names its product muscarinic acetylcholine receptor DM1-like (gene mAChR-A). The transcript has 3 exons. The record is from RefSeq and is a predicted model, not a curated record. NCBI's taxonomy places the organism in Eukaryota, Metazoa, Arthropoda, Insecta, Coleoptera, Lampyridae. Gene Ontology annotation, molecular function: G protein-coupled acetylcholine receptor activity; G protein-coupled serotonin receptor activity. Gene Ontology annotation, cellular component: synapse; membrane; dendrite. Gene Ontology annotation, biological process: G protein-coupled receptor signaling pathway, coupled to cyclic nucleotide second messenger; chemical synaptic transmission; adenylate cyclase-inhibiting G protein-coupled acetylcholine receptor signaling pathway. The annotation marks the transcript as partial.